UACACAAGGAUCUCGCCGUCCAAGUAACGCAGUCUCUCUUUCACAAUCUCUAACGUCUUUGCGCAUCUCUCUCCAAUUUGAAGUAAUAAUAAAUGAUUUUACACACAACAUUGUCCAAAACGAAACACGAAUGUGCUCGAUAUGCGAUGAGAAUUCUGGAACGGAAAGAUGCUUGUGGCCUCAGUCCGUUCCAAAGUCUACUCUUUAUCCACACCUACACUUUAUGUCGAGCAAACCCGUCUCUAACAAACGCUCUAACAUGUCCUCUCUGUACGAUCUAGACCUUGGUUGGCCCUCAACAAAAAUUCACGUCCAAACUAUUGCGGACCGGUGCACGAAACAUAUUUGCAAGCUCUGGCUUCAUCGUGAUGGCAAGUUUGAAAUUGGAAACCAGGUCGUGCAGGGAGAGACUGCUGGAGAGAUUCCUGAUCGUAAUCGUCAUAAACGCGGCCUUAAGCCAAUCACAGCUGUGAAUAACCGUAGUGGCCUUUUUCAAAGGUCCACCAACUUUUUGAAUGUGUCGGUAGUGUUUCUGGGCACGUUUGCAGUCGCAUCGGCCCCGCGAAGAAGAGCUCGAUCACCUUCAGUGGCUAUCCUGAACGAUCGGGUCCCGCCUUGGACGAUCACAAGCGUGUCUGUUGUAGCCUGGACUUGCCGUACUCUCCGGAGUAUGGUGGGUCUGUCAGAUAGUCCUGAAAUAACGCUUGAGGAAUUGACGGAAAAAGGAAUUGACGGAAAAGGCAUUGGCAUUGGUGCCAUUCCUGAAGGCUUGCCGGAAGGCUUGCUGGAAGGAUUGGCGGUGUAGGUUCCAGCUUCGAGCUGGGACUGAGGCUGUGGUGGACAUGGAGGUUGAAAUGUGCUUUGUGCCUUUUCUCAACCUCCUUCUUUCUCGUUUAUUGUCAAACUAAUGGACGAGAGAACUGCCAAUGCCUUCUUCUUUUUUUUCAGCUGACACUUUUUUGACCUUUGUUAAUUUUCUUACAUUCUUUGAAAUAAUAAAGAGCUCUU
This is a messenger RNA of Zychaea mexicana, 1008 nucleotides long. RefSeq lists its product as uncharacterized. The record is from RefSeq and is a predicted model, not a curated record. The transcript is spliced from 5 exons. Bases 131 to 805 code for a protein of 224 amino acids. Lineage: Eukaryota; Fungi; Mucoromycota; Mucoromycetes; Mucorales; Lichtheimiaceae.